AGCUUUGGGUCAGGCGAAUCGGGCCAGCGACAGGCCCGAUCGGUGUGAUGGUCUCGGGGUGGUGUCCUUGCGUGCCACUGGGGCGUCGGCAAUCGCCGACUCAGCAGCAGCAACAACAACAGCAACAACAACCGCCGUCGUCGUCCAGGGCGCCGUUCACCGUCAGCGGCGCGACCGAUCGCGCGGACAUGGUGCAGAUGUUCUAUUAUGAGAACCGCGGCAAGUGUUGCAAGAAACUGCUCAGAUACAAUGGAUACCCGAAUAAGGUCCUUUUGUUCCCCGAGGAGGGCUGGGCGAGAAGCGCGAGUAGUUCCUACUGGACUCUGACGCCGUUCUGGUGGAGCCGGAGCCGGUGUAAGGUCGUUGAAGUCGCUGGAACAAGAAGGUAUAGUACUCAGGCGAAGAUGGUAGACACGGGUACGGGCACGCUUUAUAUUAUCGGUUCAUUCAAGAGGAUGACUAUCGAUCCCGAUUUUAAGCUGUACCUGACGUCGAACGUCUCGUCGAGCGACUUCAACAUGGGCUACAGUAUGACGGGCACCCUGGAGCGCGGCUGCAAGAAGACCAACUCCUUCCAGAUGACCCACUUCGCGGUGAUACGGCGACGGGACUACGAGAAGGCGUACGAAGAUCCGAAUCCCACCUAG
This is a messenger RNA of Cyphomyrmex costatus, 647 nucleotides long. RefSeq lists its product as uncharacterized. The record is from RefSeq and is a predicted model, not a curated record. The coding region runs from base 48 to 647 and encodes 199 amino acids. Lineage: Eukaryota; Metazoa; Arthropoda; Insecta; Hymenoptera; Formicidae. The transcript is spliced from 4 exons.